This is a messenger RNA of Lates calcarifer (barramundi perch), 751 nucleotides long. It is a transcript of the gene sdhc, whose product is annotated as succinate dehydrogenase complex, subunit C, integral membrane protein. The transcript has 6 exons. Gene Ontology annotation, molecular function: succinate dehydrogenase activity; electron transfer activity. The record is from RefSeq and is a predicted model, not a curated record. Bases 85 to 594 code for a protein of 169 amino acids. NCBI's taxonomy places the organism in Eukaryota, Metazoa, Chordata, Actinopteri, Centropomidae. Gene Ontology annotation, biological process: tricarboxylic acid cycle; mitochondrial electron transport, succinate to ubiquinone. Gene Ontology annotation, cellular component: membrane.
AGCCUCUCGUGCCCUCAUGGGUUUGGAUAACCGGGCGGAACAACAACAUCCGUUAUCGUCACUUCCGUUCGCUGGCAGUCAAACAUGGCGCUGAUACUAAGGACAUUGGCCCGUCAGGGCGUCUGUCUCUCCAGACCACAGUACAGUGUCUUCUACAGACAUGCUGCUCCAAUGGGAACCACAGCUAAGGAGGAGAUGAACAAGUUUUGGGCCAAAAAUGCCAGAUUAAAUCGUCCCAUGUCUCCCCAUCUCACCAUCUACAAAUGGUCUGUCCCCAUGAUGAUGUCCAUCACACACAGAGGGACUGGCGUGGGGCUAAGUGGAGCUAUCUCAGCCUUUGCGGUGGCAGCGCUGGUAUUACCGGGAAAUUACCCAUACUACUUGGACUUGAUCCACUCGCUGACCAUCGGCCCCUAUCUCAUUGGGCUGGCCAAGUUCGGCCUCGCCUUCCCUGUAUCUUACCACACCUAUAACGGCAUCCGCCACUUGUGGUGGGACAUUGGCAAGGGCUUCAAAAUCCCAGAGGUCUACCGCACCGGCUACACAGUGAUUGGUCUGUCCAUCAUCACCUCCAUAGCCUUGGCUAUGCUCUGAGCACAGGAGAAGAGAUGAGCAGAGAGGACAGGAGAGGAGGGAGUUGAAGGGAAUGUGGAUUGGAUGCACUGUGGGGGGUUUGUGUAUAUGUUCUGUUCUGGCCUACUGUGGGUCCUGUUUCAUCAAAGUAUUAAAUAAAAAAUGAUAUUAUGCCCUA